AUGUCGACCGGUAUGCUUCCUUUCCCCGUCUCCCAAGACCCGAACAUUCCAAUUUCCUUCACAACAGAUUUGAGAAAAAAGCCAAACACAACCAUUACUGAGAGCAUUACUGUAUUACUGUAUCAACGGAAACCACUUCUGGGAAAUGUAUCUGAGUUUCUAGUGAAAAACCAGAGUAAGCCGCUUUCUGGGCCAGGAGCUGCUUAUGACAAUGUGAUCCCAGACACAAUUUCGAAGAUUAGCCGCGAUGAGCACCGAAACGUCCUACGAGCGCGAAAGUUCGCGAUGGACAUCGCCCUGCGUUUUGCGCAACGAAAGCAGCAAGAAAAGAACACGAAGAUGGCUGCACAGCAGCUUCAGCGACAGCGCGCUGUGGCUAUUAUGUGCAAGAUUUACGUCGGGUCGAUUUACUACGAAAUCGGAGAAGCGACGAUUCGACAGAGCUUCGAGACUUUUGGACCGGUUCGCUCGAUUGAUAUGAGCUAUGAUCAGGGAACAAAUCGUCACAAAGGCUUCUGCUUCCUCGAGUUUGAAUGUCCAGAAGCUGCGUUUCUCGCGCUGGAGCACAUGCAAUCUAUCACUAUUGGCGGGCGCGCGGUCAAGGUCGGCCGUUUGAGCAACAUUGGCCAAGUCGCUGCGCAGCACUUUAUCGCUCAGUUUGGAAACGAAGCCGCGAAGUACCAUCGUGUCUACGUCGCGAAUAUCCACGCGAAUAUCUGCGACGAUGAUAUCAAGGCUGUCUUUGAAUCCUUUGGCCGCGUUCUUAGCUGUCAGUUGGUCAAAAAUGUCGAUACCGGGCGACACAAGCACUACGGCUUCGUCGAGUACGACAACGCUCAAUCUAUGAAAGAAGCUAUCUCCGCCAUGAAUGGAUUCGAUCUUGGAGGGCAGUGCAUUCGCGUCGGCCCAUGCGUCGUGCCUCCUUCUAUGCACAAUAUUCCCACAGUCGCUCCUGGAAACGCUUCUACCGCGCUCAGUGGGGCUAAGGCUGUGCAGGAAAUGCUCAGAAAGAAGAAGAAAGAGUCUGGUGAACCUAGCCCGCCGAAGGAUUCGAUGGCGGAUGUUCUUGCAAUUAGAGAAGAGCUCAACAAGAAAGCACGAAACCCAACUUGCGACGACGACAGCGGCCAAAUGAAGAUCGCCGGCGGAGCGCAACGAAACAUGAUCAUGCGAAAGCUCAUGACGCGGCGAUCGAAUGUCAUCGUCCUCAGGAAUAUGCUGACGGCGGACGAACUCGACGAAGAGGUGGAAUCCGAGGUGACGCAAGAAUGCUCGCAAUAUGGCAGUGUUCAAAGAGUGGUGAUCUAUCAAGAAGUUGACAGAUUUGCGCCAGGAAAGAGUUUGACUUUGGAGCAUUGUCUCUAG
This is a messenger RNA of Oikopleura dioica, 1365 nucleotides long. Lineage: Eukaryota; Metazoa; Chordata; Appendicularia; Copelata; Oikopleuridae. The record is from the annotation of a GenBank genome assembly.